This is a messenger RNA of Angiostrongylus costaricensis, 1944 nucleotides long. Lineage: Eukaryota; Metazoa; Nematoda; Chromadorea; Rhabditida; Metastrongylidae. The record is from the annotation of a GenBank genome assembly.
AUGAUGAUGAUGAAAAUUGUGUUAUUCGGCACUCGACGAGCUGUCUUACAGAGUAGACAAAUGGCUUCCUUCCUUAUCAACGACGCUAAAUACGCAUUCCUCAAGGAACUCGGCCUAUCGGAGAACAACUGCGGUGUUCAAAAUGGAACAGUGAAAGACUAUGAGAUUGCUGUUAAUGAGGCACGCAAUGCUUAUGAGCAAUGGUGUGAUGUACCACCUCCACGACGUGGUGAAGUUGUUCGCCAGAUUGGUGAGAAGCUUCGUUCUCAAAUUAAGAACCUGGGUAAACUAGUGUCUAUGGAGAUGGGAAAAAUCUCCGCUGAAGGAGUUGGAGAAGUGCAGGAAUACGUUGAUAUAUGCGACUAUGCAACUGGUUUGUCUCGAUCACUCAAUGGACAAAUUCUUCCGUCGGAGAGACCGGGUCAUGCUCUCUUAGAGCAGUGGAAUCCUCUCGGUACGUCGCUAAUGAUGAUUGCGCUAAUUGAAACAGUUCUUCGCGCAAACAACCUUCCUACAGGAUUGUGUUCCUUGGUUUGUGGAGAGGCUGACGUUGGACAAGCUUUGGUGAAAGACAAGCGAGUAAACUUAGUAUCAUUUACUGGAUCAACCGAAGUUGGACGUAUCGUUGGGCAACAAGUUCAACAACGAUUCGGAAAGCUCUUACUCGAACUUGGUGGAAACAACGCAAUUAUUGUAAAUGAUGAUGCAGAUCUCAAUAUGGUUAUUCCUGCUACUGUCUUCGCCGCUUAUACAUUCCAGUCCAGUUUUAUGAUCCUUGGAAGAAGCGACAUGCAUAUAUUGGGUUUUUUCCCCUUCUUUAGAACGAUUUUAUUAAGAUGCACAACAACACGCCGUUUUCUGGUGCAUGAAUCUGUGUUCGAGACUGUAGUUGAUCGCCUGAAGCGAGCGUAUGCCCAGUUUGAGCCACGAAUUGGCGAUCCUCUUGAAGCGCAUACCAUCAUUGGUCCGCUUCACAAUGAAGCCGCUGUGCUGAAGUAUAAGGCAGCUGUUGAUGAAGUGAUGGCAGCCGGUGGUAAAGUAGAAUAUGGAGGAAAAGUGGCUCAAGGUCUGAGUUCGUCGCUUUUCACUAACAACAUACAAAAUGUCUUCAAAUGGAUUGGACCGAGAGGUAGCGAUUGUGGUAUUGUGAAUGUUAACAUUCCCACGUCUGGUGCUGAGAUUGGAGGAGCAUUUGGUGGCGAGAAAGAAACUGGUGGGGGUCGCGAAUCCGGAUCCGAUUCUUGGAAGCAGUACAUGAGAAGGUGGAUAGAAAUGUUUUCAUUCACAAUUAUCAUGAUAUUCUUGCGGACGCGUUUUUUACGUAUCAGCCAAUUCGUCAUCAAAAGAAUGGUGACGGUGGCUCCGUACGGUAGUUGGAUGAGCAUUCUCACUCCGGACCUUUUUGCCAAAGGAAAUUGCAAGGCAAUUUGUGAAUUACAAGCCACUGAAGGUGGCGUUUUCUGGGUAGAACAGAGUACGACCGGAAAACGAGAGCUGUAUUUCCAGUCGUCGGAACGGUCGAAGUCUCGGGUUAGAUGGGCUCCACAACAGUCAGUACAAAAUUGUGUUCACGAAUACGGUGGGGGCUCGUUCAUCCCACUCAACGACGGGUCAAUUGUUUACAGCACUGUAGAAGGUGUGUAUGAGCAGAUCUCUGUCGAUGUUCAACCAGUUCAACUUGCUGACGCAUGUGAACGAAUAUUCCGAUUUUCCGAUUUCUCGUGCUCCGGCACGCACGUGUUUUGCGUGAACGAAUGUCAUCAAAAACGAGGUGGCGAUCCGGAAAAUCGGAUAAUUUCAAUUAAUAGAAAGACAAAGGAGCAGAAAGUAGUGGCGAGUGGUGCAGAUUUCUACGCAUCGCCACGGGUUUCAUCCGAUGGAAAGAGAUUGGUAUGGAUGCAGUGGAAUCACGUGAAUAUGGUAAGUACUGAAGGAUGGGAUUGA